Periophthalmus magnuspinnatus is the source of this 2984-nucleotide messenger RNA. RefSeq names its product dynein, cytoplasmic 1, intermediate chain 2a-like. Gene Ontology annotation, cellular component: cytoplasmic dynein complex. Gene Ontology annotation, biological process: transport along microtubule. The coding region runs from base 125 to 2008 and encodes 627 amino acids. Gene Ontology annotation, molecular function: dynein heavy chain binding; dynein light chain binding. The transcript has 17 exons. Lineage: Eukaryota; Metazoa; Chordata; Actinopteri; Gobiiformes; Gobiidae. The record is from RefSeq and is a predicted model, not a curated record.
GUCCAAACGCAGAGGAAGAGCGCUUGUCUUCCAGCAUCAUCAGUUUCCAUCACAUCACUCCUCUGCACACUACAAACUGGAUUAGCUCCAGAUAUUUCCUCUUGUAUUGACAUCUAACGCCAGAAUGUCUGACAAGAGUGAGUUGAAGGCUGAACUUGAGAGAAAGAAACAACGGAUUGCACAGAUUCGAGAGGAGAAGAAGAGAAAAGAAGAGGAAAAGAAAAAGAAAGAUGUGGAUUCAAAGCGUGGGGGAGAGGCAUCCGGUCAUGAAGACUCAGAUCUUGAGAGGAAAAGGAGAGAGGCGGAGGCUUUGCUGCAGAGUGUUGGCAUCACUCCUGACAUACCACAUGUCCCCGCCCCCAUGUCUCCCUCCAACAAAUCAGUGGGCAGCGACGCAGGAAGCCAGGACUCUGGGGAUGGCAAUGCAGGACCAAGGACUUUGCACUGGGAUCCUGACCCCUCCACUCUGCAGCUGCACUCCGAUUCUGAGCUGAUUGGACGUGGAGCACUGAGGCUGGGUAUGUCUAAAGUAACCCAAGUGGACUUCGCUCCUAAAGAACUGGUGUCCUACUCUAAAGAGACUCAGACCCCCACCGAAGCCCAUACUGAUCAAAAAGCAGAAGAUGAUGAAGAAGAGGAGAUAACGGCUCCUCCUCCAUCAGAGGAUAAUCAAGAGGAGAAAGGUGACCAAGGAGACCACCAAGAAGAAGAUACACCCAAAGAGCUGACUGAGGAGGAGAAGCUCCAGGUCUUGCACUCAGAGGAGUUUGUGUCAUUUUUUGAGCGCGGCAGCAGAAUUGUGGAGAGAGCUUUAGCUGAGCAGGUUGACGUUUGCUUCGACUACAGUGGGAGGGACUUGGACGAUAAGGAGGGGGAGUUGCAAGCUGGGGCAAAGCUUGUUGUGACCAGAGAGUUUGCAGAUGAGCGCUGGACUAAGAACAGAGUGGUAACCUGUCUAGACUGGUCCCCACAGUAUCCCGAGCUGCUAGUGGCCUCAUAUAACAACAACGAAGAUGCCCCUCAUGAGCCUGAUGGGGUGGCUCUGGUCUGGAAUAUGAAAUACAAAAAGGGGACACCUGAGUACAUCUUCCAUUGCCAGUCUGAAGUUAUGUCAGCUGGUUUUGCCAAGUUUCAUCCCAACCUGGUAGUGGGUGGAACAUAUUCAGGACAGAUAGUUUUAUGGGACAAUCGGAGCAACAAACGUACACCAGUGCAGAGGACUCCCUUGUCUGCAGCUGCACACACUCACCCAGUGUACUGUGUGAAUGUCGUGGGCACACAGAAUGCAAACAAUCUGAUCAGUAUUUCCACCGACGGCAAGAUGUGCUCCUGGAGCCUGGACAUGCUCUCCCAGCCACAGGACAGUUUAGAACUGGUGUUCAAACAGAGCAAAGCUGUGGCUGUCACAUCAAUGGCUUUUCCUCUGGGAGAUGUCAACAAUUUUGUGGUGGGAAGUGAAGAUGGCUCUGUCUACACUGCCUGUCGCCAUGGGAGUAAGGCGGGCAUUACUGAGGUGUUUGAGGGCCACCAUGGUCCUGUGACAGGCCUGAGCUGUCACAGUGCUGCUGGGCCAGUGGAUUUCUCCCAUCUCUUCAUAUCCUCGUCAUUUGACUGGACUGUGAAAUUGUGGAGUACCAAGAGCACGCGGCCACUGUACUCAUUCGAGGACAGCUGCGAUUAUGUGUAUGAUGCCAUGUGGUCACCAACUCACCCUGCGCUGUUCGCUUGUGUGGACUUGUCCGGACGCCUGGACCUUUGGAACUUGAACAAUGAUACUGAAGUCCCUACUGCGAGUGUGUCUGUAGAGGGGGCUCCCGCUCUCAAUCGUGUCAGAUGGGCUCAUUCAGGAAAAGAAAUAGCUACUGGAGAUUCUGAAGGGAGGGUGCAGGUUUAUGAUGUUGGAGAGCAAAUUUGUGUGCCUAAAGCUGAUGAGUGGACCCGGUUUGUCAGAACACUAGCAGAGAUCAACGAGAAUCGAGAUGAAGCAGAGGAGCUGGCCAAUGCCUAAUGUUACGCACCUACAAAUUAUCAGCUCUGUAUAGUACACUCAACACUAAGCACACUGCACACUGACUAAGAGGACCUUACUCUGAUAUUCUGCUUUUACCCAUUUCCACCUGGCCUGAGAAGUGCAGGGAUACAAGUUAGAAAACAUUUGAAUGUGUCUCUAGAGAUUAGACUUAAACUGUAAAUGGCUCAAUUAUUGAACUUGUAGAAUUGUAUUUGGUAAGUAAAAUCUUUGAAAAGGGAUUUGCCAUGUAAUGCUUAAAUGCUGAGACCCUCAGGACCUUGAAUACCACUCCUCUGCUAAAGACAACUUUUACUUGUGCAAACCUUUUUACUUGGCACCUUUUAUUUCUUUAUUGCAAAGGGUUUUGCUUUUGUUUUAACCAUUUCCUCAGUGUUAACCACCACUGAAGCGGUAUAUUACUACUCUGAACUACACAGUAGUAUGUGUGCAACUUCAUGAAUUUUAACCAGAUAUUUAUUAUUUAUGUACAUUUUUUGUUUAUCUCUUAACAUUUAGAUACUAGAUUCCUGAAAUUAAAGCAAGUUUUGCGUAGUUUUUUUUAACACUACACUGAUUUGCAAUUUGUUUCAACAACUUGAGAGUACAUGUUCUGAUUUCUUGUGAAAUCUCAUGCGAGUUUCAGGUCAAAUAAAUAUUUGCAAUACUCUCAAUUAGUAGCUGGCAAUAAGUACAGAAGUAAUUUUACUCUACAUUUCCAUUUUCCAUUUGGUAAGCCUUUUUCCAACACAUUUCAAUUUGAACCAAACUUAACAGAAAUACUGUAAUUUCAACUUUAUUCCCUCCACACAGCAUUGUGAUAUUGCAAAAAUAUUGAAAAAUAUUUACUGAAAAUACUUUGUCCAUCUUUACUGUAUUCCCUUUCUAACAAUGUCAUUGUGGCACUUAAACAAACUCGAGGCAUUUGUAAAAUCAAACCCAUGAUUUUAAUCAAUAAAAUACAAUGACAUAAUUG